AAUGUCUUGGUGUGUUGCUGGUGUUGCCUUGGUGUGGAGGUGGCGGUGGUGUUGUUUUGGUAUGGUGGUGGUUUUGGUGGUGUUUUGAACAUAUAAGUAUGGGUUGGUCAUGGCCGUUUAAAAUUUUUUUUUUCUACUACGGUGUUUGGGCAUAGAGGGGGUAUUGAAACUUUAGGAGGUGUCAGUGUAAUUUAUUUAAAAAUAAAAAUAAAAAUAAAAAUAAAAAAAUAAAAAAAAUUCCUUCUUGGAAUCUCCUACCUGGAAACACCGUCUGAACUCACAGUAUAAGAUACUGAAUUUGACUUGUUGGUCAUCAUCCAAAAUAAGUAUCGACUUUUUAUCUGUUUGCUGGCCAGUGGCAACUCGAGUUUUGUAAAAGGAUAGGGAAAAUUCAGGCGCAGGAUUUGAAGAUUGAAGUCUAGGGUUCUAGAGUACCGGUCAACUUAGGUUGUGCUACCGCUAAGAAGAUGUUCUUGCUAAGCAAGUUCGGCUGUUGUGAUGAUGAGAUGCAAACUCUCAUAAGCAAAAUUAAAUUAUUGAGCAGCCGACAGACUGAUGUAAUUGCAAUGCUGCAAGAUGCAGAGUUUCGGACGAGAAAGAAACGAAAGAGAGAGGUUGAGAAUUGGUUGGAUGAAGUGCAAAAGAAGAUGAAUGAAUUUAAAAGUCUGGAACAAGAUGUACAACGAACCAAUUCUAUUUUUCAAAAUCCACCUUUGAAAAAACGUGCUGAGAAAAUGAUAAAUGAAGUGACAGAACUUGUUGAGCAAGGUAGAUUCCCCGAGGGACUGGUACUCAAUGUGCAUGACACCAAGGUCGCGCCAUUAUUGACAGAAAAUUUAGUGGGACAACAAUUUGAACAAAUUUUGAAAAACGUUAUGAAUUGCUUAACGAGAGAUGAUAUCAAGCGCAUUGGAAUUUAUGGAAUGGGGGGAUCGGGGAAAACAACCUUGGCAACACAUGUUCAUAAUUUACUUCUACAAAAUUCUGGCCGUGUUCACUGGCUCACUGUAUCUCAAGAUUGGAGCAUUGAUAAAUUGCAGAAUGACAUUGCCAAUAUAUUGGGGUUGGAUCAUCUCUCAAGGGAGAAUGAAAGGAAGAGAAGGGCAGCCAAAAUCUCAGAAGCAAUAUUGAAAAUAAAGAAUAAAUUUGUACUCAUUUGGGAUGAUGUGUGGGAAAAGUUUAGUCUACAAGAUGUGGGAAUUCCUGAAAGUAUGGAUGGAUGCAAGUUGAUUUUUACUACUCGCUUGCAGGACGUGUGCCAUAAGAUGGGAUGCCAAGAAAAAAUUGAAGUAAGACCUCUUUCUGACUAUGAAGCGUGGGAAUUAUUUGUGGCGAAACUUGUGCCAGAGGGGAUUGAAGUUCCAUGGCAAAAAAAUCCACAAAUAAAAGAAAUUGCAAUGUCCAUGGCAGAAAAAUGUGGUGGUCUGCCACUUGGGAUAAUAACAAUGGGUGGAAGCAUGAGGGGGGUGGAUGAUACCCGGGAAUGGAGGAAUGCAUUGGAAGAACUGGAAGUAUCCAUGAUGAGGCAGAAAGACAUGGGAGCAGAGGUGUUCCCUAUAUUGAGAUUUAGCUAUAGUCGCUUAAGGGAUGAAUUGCAGUGUUGUUUCUUGUAUUGCGUGCUCUACCAUGAAGAUUGUAAAAUUGAAAGAGAGGGAUUGAUAGAAAAAUUCAUUGCAAAUGGACUAAUAGAUAAAAGAAAGACGAGGCGAUCACAGUUUGACAAAGGUCACACUAUGUUAAGUGAACUUGAGAACGCCUGCUUGCUUGAAAAUUGUAGGGAUGGCUAUGGUAGGAGAUGCGUAAAGAUGCAUGAUUUGAUGAGAGAGAUGGCACUGGAGAUUGCAAGAUGUCGAUGCAUGGUAAAAGUUGCUGUGUAUUUGGAGGAAAUGCCAGAUGAGAAGGAAUGGAAGGAAGAUCUGGAGAGUAUUUCCUUGAUGCAUAAUUCCAUAAAAGAAAUUCCAACAGGCAUGUCACCAAGGUGUCCUGAAUUAUCAACCUUGUUAUUGAAUAACAACAGUGGUCUAAAACAGAUUCCAUAUAGUUUUUUCACACAAAUGAGUGCCCUUCGUGUUCUCGAUUUAUCCUAUACUGGAAUUGUGGAUUUGCCUAGUAAUGUAUCGGACUUGGAGAAUCUCACUGCAUUGUUUCUUACGGGGUGCAAAGAACUCAGAUAUGUGCCUCCUUUGGGAAAACUUGGGGCAUUACAGUUGUUGGACCUCACUGGUACUUGUAUUGAAGAAGUACCGCAAGGUAUGGACAUGGAAGUCAUAAAAUCAAGUCUGAAGGUGUUGCCUCGUGGGAUGUUAGCCGAACUCUCAAGCCUCCAAGUUCUUCGAACUGGUCUUCAAAUUAAGGUACGAGGAGUGGAAUUGGAGAGGUUGGGGCGGUUGGAAGAAUUUGAAGGGCGGCUGUGCAGUAUGUCUGAUUUUAAUGGAUUUGUUAAAUCCAAUGUGUGUAGGCAGUUGAACAUCUGCCGUCUUCACGUAGGCAAUUUUGAAGGUUAUAAAGAUGAACCAUGUAAAUAUGGUAUAGUAGUGAAGUUUAGAAAUUGCAGUCUGAAGAAUGAAGGAGAAGGUGGGCUUUUGGAGCUGCCACACAACAUUCAAUACCUGGAAAUUGAUGGAUGCCACCAUAUCAGUAGCUCAUGUGAUGUUCCUCCCUCAUUGAUCAAGAAUGCAAAAGACUUGAAAGAAUGUGGAAUCUAUGACAGUGAUGGGAUAGAGUGCAUACUGUCACAAGUUGAAGAAGAGUUUCCAAGUUGCGGUCCACUCCUUCAAAGCCUUGAGAUAUUGAGACUUUAUCACUUGCCGAAAUUAAGUGGGCUGAUUAAGUACAGUAGUAGGGGAGGAGUAACUGCAACUCCUCCACCUGGCACCCUUUCCAAUCUUAAAGUGCUGAGAAUUGAAAGUUGUGGCAAAAUGAAGAAGCUGUUUACGCCUAGGUUACUGCAGCACCUCUUAAACCUUGAAACUAUUGAUGUCUCUUGCUGUUAUGGAAUGGAGGAGAUUAUAGGAGAUGAUGAAGACGAACUAAUGGGUGCAAGCAACAACCAUCUUUCUUCUUCUUUUUCUUCCAUUUUCUCCCUUCCAAAGUUAAGGCAUUUGAGGCUGUUUUUUCUCGGAGAAUUGGAAAGCAUCUGCAGGGGGUUUAUGGCUUGUGAUUCGCUUGAAGUUAUUUCAAUAAUGGAUUGUGGAAAGCUGAAGAGGCUCCCUUUCUCUCUGCCCCUUGUUAAUGGCCAACCUUCUCCUCUCAUCUCUCUUAAAAACAUCAAUAUAACUGGAAGACAAGAAGGAUGGUGGGAAUCACUGGAGUGGGACCACCCCAAUGCUAAGGAUAUUCUUCAACCAUUCAUUAGUUAUUCUUGGUAGCGGCUCCAUGCACGGGGAUUCCAGAGGAUAGGAAGGUGGCACUCAUCGCGUACAAAUUGAAGGGAAGAGCUUCUAAUUGGUGGGAACAAUUGCAGGUUACUCGUGUACGACAAAGAAAAAGCACCGAUACGAUCUUGGUUGAAGAUGAAACGUCUUUUGAAAACCAAGUUUCUUCCACUAGAUUGCAUUCGAAGCCUCGACCUCCUCCAAUGGACAAGUUUACACGAGAGAAAAAUUGUGUCCAAGAAAGGGAAUCUAAAAAAAAUUGUUUCGAAGAGAAGAAAGAAAUAGAUAACAAGAAUGAAGAUCAAAGUAAUUUUGUUCAAGUAACAAGUGAUGUUAUAGAGGUCGAUCAAAAGAAAAAUUGUGUUGCUCCACUUCUUAUUGUUACAGAUUAUACAAUUAAGGGACUUAAUACGGUGGAAGAAGAUGACACUGAAAAACAAUUAGUUGUUGAAAGUGAGCAAUAUGGAUCGGUUCAAGAUCCGCUUGAUGAAGUUUUCAAAUUAAACAACGUUGAGGAGGAUGUGGAAGAGUUGAUUGGUGAGUUAAUUGGUGAUGUAGCAAGUCUAGAGUCUACCAUUUGUGAAACAAGAGUUACGCGGGAUUCGGAAACAGUUGAUUUUAAUUGUGAUUAACUCCUUUAAUGACCUAGAUCUAAUUAUUAGGUCAACUUGCUCAAUUUAUGAUUGGUUAAAUUAUAUAAUCAAUUUAAACAUCCACAAUCACAAAUAUAUGAAAAGUGAAGUAAGUUAGAGUUAGAGAGAUUGCACCAGGAUUUUAGCGAGGAAACCCCAGUUGGUAAAAUACGUCAACUGUUAUGAGAAAAACCUCGUGGACUACUCAGUCCAAAGUAAACCAAUCCACUAUGCUUGAAACAAAGUAUACCGAACUUUGACUCUGGCUCACACCCUAUCGUUCUACACCAUACCAACCGCUGACGAUCCUCUGGCUUUGCGACUCCUCGUCCAACAGCAACUUGAUCUCAAAUUGACACUUGAUAUUUGUAGAAGAGUAACAGGUAGAUCAGACAACACUCCACGAAUGCUCUAACCCUUUCAAAGUGUGAUUGCGUUUACUUUUCUUCUUCAAGAUCUGAACUCGAUGUAGAAGAAUUAAAUCCUACUUUUCAUCUGGAAUAUCUGAAUCUUCAGUAUAGCUCCAAUUUUGAUGAGAUAGAGAACAACACCAUUAAAUCACUCAUGAAUAUACGUGUAUGCUCUCAUAAAUAAAUUCAAAAUAAUCAGAUUUGAUUUUCUGAAUUUUCUCUCUCUAGAAGGCUUUCUCAAAAUAUAGAAUUGAUUUUCCCUAAACCAUCAUAAACCAAUGUAUAUGACAUGGUUUAUAUAGAGUUUUGAAAGCCCUAAUCCCUUAGAAAAUAUGAUAAAUUUCAUGCAUAGAACUUAGAAGGAAGUUGGGAUAAAAAAGGAAACAUUCAAAAGAAGGAAAUUGAAGUUAGAAUAGUACCAGGACGUCUUGAACCUGUUCGAUUAAUCUUGAACCGGUUCAAGAUGGAUAGACUCUAAAAUCGCCACUCUGUUGAAAUUGAACCUAUUCAAUAAAUUUUGAACCAGUUCAAGUUGAACCUGUUCGAUAAAUUUUGAACCAGUUCAAGUUGAAACUGUUCGAUAAAUCUUGAACUAAUUCAAGAUUGACAGAAUGUAAAAUCUUGUUCAAAACCUUUCAAAACCCUUCCUAAAUGUUCUCACUACCUCUCAAAACUUCUUCUAACAUUGUUCUCAUCAUCUCGGAGUGUAGUAUAUUUUGAACACUUAAUCUUCUUCAAAUCCACAUCCGAUCUUCCAUAUUUGAAAUUUGUAAUCGAAAAAUUACAACUCAAUCGGACUUGUUUUGGCAACGAAAUUAGCCAAUUACAAAAAUAUAUCUCACACCAUUCUCACGGAUAAAACAAAGAAUUUUUAAUUAGGUGACCCUUAUGACUUUACUGGUGUCAUCGUAGUGGGGCCCUCUAUUGGCAAUUUAAGCUUCACUCCGAUUUCUUCUUUAACGAAUCUGUCAUUAUCCAUGGGUUGCAAUGAAAACUUGAUUGCAAGCAAUUGGCCAAUUGAUUAUCAGGAUGGUUACCCGCUGCCAUGCAAUAAUCUUAAGCCUUUAACUUUGGUUCCUUUGCCGAAGAAAGUGGCCAUUCAGGUUCAUAGUAGGAGUGAUCUCUUGUGCAAUUCAAUGACUACUGGUGAGGCAAAUCGGGGACAGACCAUGGUAUUUUUAAAGCGUGAAUUUUUCCGUAUCAUGAUUGAAGACGUUUUUGCAGCUUUAAGGUCAAGUUAUUGGUAUCAAAUUUUAUUCAUAUUAAUACAUGACGAGUCGCAGCGUAACUUGAGGAUGAAUUUUCUUCGAAGCGGUGGGGACUGAUGUAGGACAAUUUUAUGUACUUAGUAAUUUUUAUUAUUUAAAUUCCUUAUUUAUUUUAUUUUUAUAUUUUUUAUAGGAAGUGUAGUUUAAUUAAAUUUGUUUGAGGAAUUGUUUUCCUUUUAUUAUUAAGUUUCUUUAUGUUUUAGUUUUCUUCUAAAGUUAGGUUUCUAUUAUUAUAAAUAAGUGUAAUGCAGAAUGCAGAAUUAACUUUAAUUCAUUCAAUUAUUAAAUAAUAUAUCAGAUUUUUUUUAAAUUUUCUUUUUGUUUUGUUUUUGUUUUGUGGAUUCAAAAUACCCACCUUAUGAAUUUAAGAUAAUUUGUUCCUCGUGAACAAAUUUAUGCUUUCGCUUACGUCACUUCUUCUAACAUCUUAUUGUCUAA
Cornus florida is the source of this 6122-nucleotide messenger RNA. RefSeq names its product probable disease resistance protein At4g27220. The coding region runs from base 468 to 3368 and encodes 966 amino acids. The record is from RefSeq and is a predicted model, not a curated record. The transcript is spliced from 4 exons. Gene Ontology annotation, molecular function: protein binding; ADP binding. Lineage: Eukaryota; Viridiplantae; Streptophyta; Magnoliopsida; Cornales; Cornaceae.